AUGCAGAACCAGCCAAUGACACUUUCCGGUGGUAUUUCUAGAAUUCUAGUUCACAAAACCCUAUUCGAGAUGAGAACGAACAAAGCGUGUCUUAAAGAACUGCUCGUUAAGCGGGAAGUCAGCCUACUUGGCAAGGGUCGUAAGGUGAAUGUUGGCAGAUAUAGCAACCAGGACUCCGUCAGGAGGCAUCCACCUACGUCCGAGCAAUUCGAAGUCGCUCAUUAG
This is a messenger RNA of Protopolystoma xenopodis, 225 nucleotides long. The record is from the annotation of a GenBank genome assembly. Lineage: Eukaryota; Metazoa; Platyhelminthes; Monogenea; Polystomatidea; Polystomatidae.